UAACUAUCCAUCUAUAAAAGGAUUUGUGGGAUUUAGUUUUAGAUAUCCACUUCUCAAAUCUCAUCUGAUCUUAUACUAAAAUGCUACACAAAAAUAAUAUGGGUCUCCCCAAGAUGUUGUCUCUUGGGUGUUUUUGUGUUCUAUUGUUGGCUAUCAUGGUAGACGCAGCCACUCCUCCAGGAAUUGCAAACCAUCCUGCUAGAGCUUCAUGUAAGAUCAAAAAGUACAAGAUGUGCUAUAACUUAGAACAUGUUUGUCCCAAAUUUUGUCCUGAUAGUUGUGAAGUAGAUUGUGCUUCAUGUAAGCCAAUUUGUACUUCAAGAUCAUCAAGUGGUGAUGGUUCAUCAUCCUCGGCAUCUUCUGCGGCAUCUUCAGCAGCCUCAUCUGCAGCAUCGUCUGCGGCAUCAUCUGCUGCAUCUUCUGCAGCAUCAUCUGCUGCAUCUUCUGCAGCAUCAUCAGCGGCUUCUUCAGCUGCAUCAUCAGCAGCAUCAUCUGCAGAUGGUAAAACUCACUAUUCAGAUGAUGAAUCAAAUGAUAAAAAAGCAGAAAGCCAGAAUGGGAGUAAAAAAGGAGAUAAUAGCAAAGAAAAUGAAGGUAAAAAAGGAGAUGAUGGUAAUAAGAAAGGAGAUGGUGAUAGUUAUCAAUCAACUCCACCACCAUAUUAUCCUACAACACCCUCUUCACCAACACCUCCAAAAACAACACCUUCUACCCCAUCAACUCCACCAUCAUCACCCUAUCCAGCACCUCCUACGCCUUCGACACCAUCUCCUUCUACCCCCGCAACACCUUCUUCUCCUCCUAAAUCUUCCGAAGUUGCCUCUAGAAAGAGGGUCAGAUGCAAGAACAAGACUUAUGGACAGUGUUAUAAUCAAGCGCAUGUAUGCCCAGCCAAUUGCCCUACUUCAUGUCAAGUUGAUUGCGUCACUUGCAAGCCUGUCUGCAAUUGUGACUAUCCUGGAGCAGUAUGUCAAGACCCUCGCUUCAUAGGAGGAGAUGGAAUCACCUUCUACUUCCACGGAAAGAAGGAACGAGACUUUUGCCUUGUGACAGACUCUAACCUUCAUAUCAACGCACACUUCAUAGGAAAAAGAAACAUAAACAUGGGUCGUGACUUCACUUGGGUUCAGUCCAUCGGAAUUCUUUUCGACGGUCAUCGUCUCUUCUUAGGAGCUAAGAAGACAUCCACAUGGGAUGAUGCCAAUGACCGCCUCUCAUUAGCUUUCGACGGAGAGCCCAUAUUCCUCGACGAAACUCUAGGCUACGAGUGGCGGUCCACAUCUACACCACAAGUCACCAUAACAAGGGCUAACAGUGAAACCAACAAUGUUAUUAUUGAUGUCCAAGGAAAACUCAAGAUCAUAGCUACUGUUGUACCAAUCACUGAAGAAGACUCUAGGAUUCAUAACUAUGGGAUAACCAAGGAUGAUUCUUUUGCACAUCUUGAUCUUGCAUUCAAGUUUUUUUCGUUAACUGGGAAAGUUGACGGUGUGUUAGGAAAAACUUACAGAGAUGAUUAUGUUAGCAAAGUGAAUGUUGGGGCAGCCAUGGCAGUUGUGGGAGGGGAGAGAGAAUAUGCAGCUAGUAGCAUUUUUGCUACAGAUUGUUUGGCUUCAAGGUUUAAUGGUGGCCAACAAGAGACUCCAUUGGAGGCAUUGGACAUUGCUAACAUGGAAUGUUCUAGUGGGAUGAAUGGGGAGGGUGUCGUUUGCAAGAGGUAACUUGAUAUACCUUGAAGGUCAUUCAGAACUUUGAAGAUCUUACUUAUUCGAGUAAUUGUAAUAAGGCAAGAAGCCAUGUUAAAUUCUUUGGCUUCUGCCCGAUGUCUAAUAUUUAUAUUUUUCUUCUAAUUCAAAUGUAACACUUCU
Beta vulgaris subsp. vulgaris (sugar beet) is the source of this 1868-nucleotide messenger RNA. RefSeq lists its product as hypothetical. The record is from RefSeq and is a predicted model, not a curated record. The transcript has 2 exons. Lineage: Eukaryota; Viridiplantae; Streptophyta; Magnoliopsida; Caryophyllales; Amaranthaceae. The coding region runs from base 81 to 1721 and encodes 546 amino acids.